UUUUAGAAUAGAUUUCCAUAUCUAUUCAGAUCAAUUUUGUUCAUUAUAUCUCACAUCAUCACAGCUAAGGUUUGUAAAUUGAGAGCGCAAAAGUUUUUAUUUUGUGUCACAUGUGAAAGGUAUACUGAGUUCAGUGAAAAUUGUCUUCAAUGAGCAUUUUAUAAGUUUAACUACACUGUGGUACAAACGAUUUGACUCAGCUACAUCCUGAACUAUACAGUAUUUGUCAUAUAUUUCUCCGACAGACAUAGAAGAUGCCAGAAUGAAUAGAAAUUUAUGCGAAUGAAGGAUUGAACUUUGUUGAAGUUUUAGCUGCUGUAAAACGCUUUUAAUUUGGUGGAGAAAUGGUCGCAGACAAUCAAACGGGGACUUUAACCGCCUCAACUGUAAAUAUUUGUGAAGGAUUUCCCUACCUAACUAAGGAAAUACAACAGCAAUUAAAUGAGGAUUUCUUUCCAGUCUUAAACAAGUUCUUCAUAGCAAUAAACGUCGUACUGUCUCCGAUAACAACAUGUAUGAAUGCACUUAUCCUAAUAUCCAUUUGGAAGACAGUUUCUCUUCAUUCUCCUUCUCAUACUCUUCUCGCCAACUUAGCGUUGUCGGACCUUGGGAUUGGUCUAUUUGUACUGCCUUCGUUUAUCGUCUCGAAGUCCUUUCAGAUAAGUAAGAAUUUGGAUGCUGUCUGUUUUGUUGGCUCUCUGGCAGAAAGCCUAUUCUUUGUAAUAGCCGGAGUGUCGUUUUUUACGUUGACUUGCAUUGCAGUGAACCAGUUCCUAGUUCUGUAUUUCCAUCUUCGGUACAACAGUCUUAUUAACAUGAAGGAAACUAAAAUUACUCUCGCUUUUGUCUGGAUUCUAAAUAUUGGGCUUGGUGUAUUGAGAUUCAAAGGGCAUUCUAUAAAUAUGUUUUGCAGUGUUGCUAUCGUGGUAGUAGCCACAUGUUUGCUCGUAACAUCAGUCUGCUAUCUAAAGAUUCUAAAAAUCAUCGCCAGACAUCGAAAGCAAAUUAACCUCGCCCUGAAAAUAACGUACCAAAUGCAAGACACACUCAGCUUCCCUAAGUACAAGCGGUCGGUCAAUACAAUGCUCCUUAUCUGGCUUUUAUACCUCGUCUGCUACACUCCUCUUCUUUGCUUGCUACUCUACGUUGGAGCAACUGCAGAAAGGAAAUCAUCCAAGAACAUCCCUAUAGUGGGUACGUGUAUCGUUACCAUGACAAUGGCAGGGUCUUGCCUGAACCCAGUCGUUUACUGCCUCAGGAUUGCUGAGUUACGAUGUACGGUCAUAAAGACAGCUAGAGAAAUAUUGCGACUUAAACCAUAAACUUUCAAAAAAUAUUUGAAUCUAUAGUUCAGAACUGGCAAGUUUGGCAUGAGUGGCGUAUUGGUUACCGAUUGCCUCUCCGCACCUCUGUGGUCUGGCCCGGCUCAAACCGGAUCAUUUGUAACCUGAGUUUAUUAUUAUUAUUAUGUUUAUUAUUAUGUUGUUCUCACGAGGGUUUUCUCCGGGUUCACUGGUUUCCUCCCUCCGUAAAAAUCAAUAUGUGACUUGAGUGUUGUUUAUUGUAAAUAUAGAAUGUAGUGUAGCGCUUUUGGAGGGAACUUCACGGAACAGCAGCUGCCCGUACGGGGAGUGAUAGUUCACGGUGAUAUAUAAGUUUUGUUAAUAACUAAUUUAUGGUUCAGGCGUAAACUGAUCAAAGGAUAGGCAGAAUGCAAGCACCAAUCGAGUGAAGUGCCGUAGGUUUCUGCAGGUUCAGAGUUUUCCAAAUGUUAGUCGGCCAAUGUCCCUGGAGAUGUAGUAUUGGCCAUACCGAGGUCGAGUAAGAGAAUGGGUCGAACAUUAUCUGCAGUAGUAUUUUGGGGCUUCUUUAGAGGACGAAUCAGACGCCAUCUUGUAAACAUUUUCCUAAAACAGUCGCACAAUGCACUGCAGAAUGCCAACUCCACCCAGUCUUUUCCACAACCUCAAAACUACUAAUUAGAACAUAUGUUCUAAGUUUAAAAAUGCAUUAUUUUAUUCAAAUAAGGGACAUAAGAUAACGAGGACACAUCAGUACCGACGAAUGCACAGAGUUCCAAUUGAAAAUUUGUUGUGACCUAAAGCGCACAUUAUAAACCUCUACGAUGAAAUGUC
Actinia tenebrosa (Australian red waratah sea anemone) is the source of this 2135-nucleotide messenger RNA. Its product is annotated as adenosine receptor A2b-like. Gene Ontology annotation, molecular function: G protein-coupled receptor activity. Gene Ontology annotation, biological process: G protein-coupled receptor signaling pathway. NCBI's taxonomy places the organism in Eukaryota, Metazoa, Cnidaria, Anthozoa, Actiniaria, Actiniidae. The record is from RefSeq and is a predicted model, not a curated record. Gene Ontology annotation, cellular component: membrane.